Erinaceus europaeus (western European hedgehog) is the source of this 3178-nucleotide messenger RNA. RefSeq names its product golgi reassembly stacking protein 1 (gene GORASP1). Gene Ontology annotation, cellular component: Golgi apparatus. Gene Ontology annotation, molecular function: protein binding. The record is from RefSeq and is a predicted model, not a curated record. The transcript is spliced from 9 exons. Lineage: Eukaryota; Metazoa; Chordata; Mammalia; Eulipotyphla; Erinaceidae. Bases 79 to 1452 code for a protein of 457 amino acids. Gene Ontology annotation, biological process: Golgi organization.
UUGGAAUCAAGCGCCGAGUCCGCGCGGGUGUUGCGGGGUCGGAGGGUCAGGUCUGCUCGAGGGCUUGGGCCGCGGCGGAUGAGCCGGGUGGCCGCCAUGGGCCUGGGCGCCAGCGCAGAGGAGCCCGCGGGCGGCUCCGAGGGCUUCCACCUGCACGGGGUGCAGGAGAACUCCCCGGCCCAGCAGGCAGGCCUGGAGCCCUACUUUGACUUCAUCGUCACCAUCGGGCACUCGCGACUGAACAAGGAGAACGACACACUGAAAGCGCUGCUGAAGGCCAACGUGGAGAAGCCCGUGAAGCUGGAGGUAUUCAACAUGAAGACCAUGAAGGUGCGCGAGGUGGAGGUGGUGCCCAGCAACAUGUGGGGCGGCCAGGGCCUGCUGGGUGCCAGCGUGCGCUUCUGCAGCUUCCGGAGGGCCAGCGAGCACGUGUGGCACGUGCUGGAUGUGGAACCCUCUUCACCUGCCUCCCUCGCCGGCCUGUGCCCCUACACAGACUAUGUGAUUGGCUCAGACCAGAUCCUCCAGGAGUCCGAGGACUUCUUCACACUCAUUGAGUCCCACGAGGGGAAGCCCUUGAAGCUGAUGGUGUAUAACUCAGAGUCCGACUCCUGCCGGGAGGUGACUGUAACUCCCAACGCAGCCUGGGGUGGAGAGGGCAGUCUGGGGUGUGGUAUUGGCUACGGGUAUCUGCACCGGAUUCCAACCCAGCCUCCUAGCCACCACAGGAAGCCACAUGAAACCCCAUCACUUGGUACCCCAUCACCUGGCCCCUCGUUACCUGAUAGCUCAUCACAAGCUACUCCUUCACCGGGAGCCCUGCCAUCUGGACAUACCCCCCAGGAUUUUCCUGAUCUUCUUGGCCCAGAGAUGAGCUCCAGGCAGGGUGACUAUGUGGAGGCUCUACUGCAGGCUCCUGGCCCCUCCAUGGAGGAAACACUUCUGGAGACUGGGAGUCCGGGUCAGGGUGUUCCAGACGUUGAGCUCGGGGGACUUCCAUGCCCCAUGGAGAUUCCCCUUCAGCCUCCACCUCCAGUGCAGCGAGUCAUGGAUCCAGGCUUCUUGGAUGUGUCAGGCAUCUCCCUCCUGGACAGCAGCAAUGCCAGUGUCUGGCCCAACCUUCCUUCUUCCUCAGAGCUCACCACCACAGCCGCCUCAGCCUCUGGGCCAGAGGACGUCUGUUCCAGCAGCAGUUCUCAUGAGCGUGGUGGUGAGGCCACAUGGUCUGGGUCGGAGUUUGAGGUCUCCUUUCUGGAUAGCCCAGGUACCCAGGCACAGCCAGACCACCUGCCUCAGCUGACUCUCCCUGACAGCCUCACCUCUGCAGCCUCGCCGGAGGAUGGGCUGUCUGCUGAGCUGCUUGAAGCUCAGGCUGAGGAGGAGCCAGCAAGCACAGGAAACCAGGAUUCCGACGCAGAGGCUGAAGCUGACCAGCCAGGUCCGGGUCUCUAGCGCAGAACAGCACUCUGGGCUAGGACAAGGCUGAUGGCUUUUCACGGUCACACUGCCCAGCCCCAGCCCUGUGUGUUCUGCUUGAGACACGCAGGGGCUUUUGUUGGGGUGUGUAUGUGUGUGUGUGUGUGUGUAUGGUGGGGGACUGUGUCCACUCAGGCCCUGUAUCUGCUCUCCAAGAGAUGACCUCCCACCAGUUAUUCUGCCUGAUGCUCCUGGCUUUGGGGGAAUUGAGAAUCUCAGACAAGUCCUUUCAGGAUGGUAGGGGGCUUGCAGGAGCUGAGGCAAGAGAGCAAAGGAUUCCUUGGCUUGGGUGGGACAUGGCAUCUUGGUGGGUAGUAAGAGGACAGCUUUUGGCCACACCCCCUCAGGGCUGGGACUUGCUCCUGCAGUGGUCACUGGCUGUCAGGAGGCAGAAGGGUCCAGACAUGAUCAAGUGUGCAGAUGGGACGUGGAACAUUUGCUAAUCACUUUGCAAGGCUUGUCUUGAUUCUGCCUGCUCACUCAACCCCACUUGUACUGGAAGGGGCCCUUCAGCCUGGGGACCUGUGACUUUAUCUUGUGCCCCGUCCCAUGCCCCACUGCACAGGUGCUGGUGGAGUGGCAACAUACUCACACACCUCUGCUUCUCCUGCGGGCAGGGGGCCGAGAAUCCUAGGGACCACGUGUGCUCGGAGCAUGUUUCUCUGCCCAGGGGCCUCCAUCCCACAGACCUAGUAGUCCCAGUGAUUCCUGCCAGUCCCCAGAUGUAGUCUUCUCUCUUCCAUGCCAAGCAGGCAGCCGGCCUACAAGCCCAUGGCCACCACCUUAAGCACAUUUUCAGAGCAUGUCUAGCUGACUGGGUCUCUGAAUACACAGCUCCCAACACGGGUGAGUGAGGGGUCUAGACAUGAUGGGCAAGGGCCCCUCUUCUUUCCCACAGUAGAGGGAGGCUGUUUCCCCCAGCCACAGGUGCCUUUGGAGACAAGCCUAGGUUGUACCUCCCGCUCUGCCUAGCUGGAAGAAGGGGGCUCCACCUUGGGUCAGCUGCUCUUCACCUGAAGCCUCUCCUCCCUGGGCUGGAGUCCCUCAUCCUGCCCGGCACCUUGCCGACUGCCAUGAAAGUUGCCUUUGGACUUUUGUCUUCUAGCCUCUGCCCAUGAAGACUUUCAUGUUCAUCUCUUGAUGUGCAAGGGCUGCACUUACAGGAAGUCCAGAGCUCUGGUGACAGAGACCAUCCUCUGUUGGGGCUGGGGGGAGGGUGGUGGCACAGGCUAAGUACAUGGGAGAGUAGGGAGGCCCCCAAGUGAGCAAACUCUUCCAGUUUCUAGCACUCUGACUGCACUUAAAGCAAAGCCUCGUCAAGCCUACCAGAGCAGCUGAUAAGCCCGCAGAACAGGGAGGCUUUGUGUCCAAAGCCAGUGCUGGAGCCUGGUUCUUGGUAUGUCUGGGAGCUCAGUGUCUGCCCAGAGGAAUCCAGACACAGAACGGUGUGACCACGGUACUGCUCUGAGGCCAGUGUUCCCUAACUUCAGCCUGCAGUCUGACCCAAAGUAACCCUCACCCAAAGAUUCUAGGUCCUCCCUCCUGCCUCUUACACCCUCUCACUCUGAGUGGGGAAACAGCAUGGAUACCAAUGUUAGUUAUUUUCAGAGAAAACAUGAAGCCAGAAGGUUACUCCCUCUGUAAUCUGCCAUGAAGGAAAAUGACAACUGAAAGAAAAAAAAAAAUAAAUGCUCAAAUACUA